Messenger RNA from Xyrauchen texanus (razorback sucker), 3509 nucleotides. RefSeq names its product ras GTPase-activating protein 3-like. The coding region runs from base 16 to 957 and encodes 313 amino acids. The record is from RefSeq and is a predicted model, not a curated record. The transcript has 9 exons. Gene Ontology annotation, biological process: intracellular signal transduction. Lineage: Eukaryota; Metazoa; Chordata; Actinopteri; Cypriniformes; Catostomidae.
UUCAAAGAAUCGUACAUGGCCGCAUUCUACGAUUACUUCAAUGAACAAAAAUAUGCUGACGCGGUGAAAAACUUUCUGGAUCUGAUUUCAUCUUCGGGUCGUUGGGAUGAGAGGAGUAUCGAGACUCCCAUCAUGCUGAAGGAGGGGAGCAUUAAACUCGUUAUUAAGAGAUUUGAUGCAAAACGUUCCGGCAGGUUCAUGAUCAAACGAGCUCAAGGACGAAAACGUUUCGGUCUGAAGAACUUUAAGAAGAGAUGGUUUCGUCUCACUAACCAUGAGUUCACCUACCAUAAAAACAAAGGAGAGGGCGCUCUGUGCAGUAUCCCUAUAGAGAACAUCCUGGCUGUAGAAAGACUCGAAGAAGAGUCCUUCAAAAUGAAAAACAUGUUCCAGGUCAUCCAGCCUGAGAGGGCGCUCUACAUCCAGGCCAAUAACUGCGUGGAGGCGCGCGACUGGAUCGAUAUUCUGACUAAAGUGAGUCAGUGUAACCGCAAGCGUCUGCGCAAGUAUCAUCCGUCUGCGUACCUCAACGGACACUGGCUCUGCUGCAAACUGUCGGCAGACACUGCGCCCGGGUGCACGCCCUGCACGGGUGCUCUUCCUGCAAACAUUCAGCUGGACGUGGACGGAGACAGAGAGACUGAGCGGAUCUACUCGCUCUACAGCACUUACAUGUCUAAACUAGUGAAGAUGCAGGAGGCGUGUGGCAGUAGAUCCGUGUAUGACGGCCCUGAGCAGGAGGAAUACUCCACGUUUGUCAUCGAUGAUCCUCAGGAAACGUAUAAAACUCUAAGACUCGUCAUCUCAGCCGUACAGACACUGGAACAGCAGCACACGCAGUACAAACGAGACAAAUUCAGGAAAACCAAGUAUGGCAGCCAGGAGCAUCCAAUCGGUGAUCAGAGUUUCAAGUGCUACAUUCGCCAACAGUCCGAAAGCUCCACCUACUCCAUCUGACCACACCCAGUGAUGAGCUCCGCCCCGCCUCCACGGCAACAGUCGCACCUCAUAAAAGGAAACUCCGAGCUGUGAUAGACAGGAAGGAGAAACAAAACAAAAGCUGAUCAGCGGUCACGCACUUUAUACCUCGCGGCAUAUUGUAACGUAUAAAGACUAGAAGACAGGAAGAGAUCCUCUAGCGAUGGAUUUGAGGCGUUUUUUAUAAACUGGUUAUUCCAUUUGACUUCCAAUCUUCAGGACCAAAUCUCAACCGGGUUUUUGUCAGUAGAAAGCGUCUCAUCGACGCACGUGGCGAGGACCUGAAACUGAAUCUGAUGACGACUGUAACGACGCUUAUAACUCCAAAUAUUUGAUCUGUUUGUUUUCGCCCUUCGUUCAGACGAGUCUCAGUAUUUUUUCACCCCUUUGUGAACGUCCCCCCAGUGUGUUACACGUCAGCCAAUCAUUACGCCGACUGAAGAAGUGCUGUAUUGUGGGAAAUGUACAGUGUGAUGAAGCAUGCCAAACUGAGUCAUUUCAAGCAUGUGGCGUGACACUAAAAGACUUAAAGGUCCAAUUGUUUUGAGCAUCACUGCUUUCUAUUCCAAAUCCUGUGAUUGUUUAUGGUCAUUUAACCACUUUAAAUAUCUGAUGACGUCAAGACAUUUGUGUCUUUUGUACAGGGUGUAUUAUAUCCUUUAGGACGGCGUUUUGUACUCAGAUGCAGGUUAUAGAGUGUUUAAUGUGGAUGUUACUUUUAUUUCAUUUUUUAAUCUCCAGUUUUAUUUCACCCCACAAUCAAAACAGUGAAAUAUGAAAUUAUUUUCUGCAUGAUGAAAAUGAAGAUGUUUGUUGCUCUGUGGCAUUAUUUCCAUGAGAAACGCAUUUUACCCUCACAAUUGUCAGUACUGUAAUGCGAAAAACACCAAUUUCUUUAAUUAUUUAUAAAUCAUUGUAGCAUCUUCAGACUUCUUUAAUGCUGCUGAUUUAAAGAAAAGUGGCUUCGAUGUAUUUUAUUAAGUACUGAGUAUUUUGUGGGUAUAAUGUGUUGAUCUUGUGUGAAAAUUAAAAUCAAUGUUCCUAAAAAUAAGCUUAUUUUCUUCAUGCAAAAAAUGAGUAAUUGCAUGACAUGCCGAUGAAUGAAUCCAAUGAAUUGCAUAAAUAACAAUUUCUAUGAAAGGCUCUAAAUAUAGAUCAUUCAAACUAAAUUGUAUAUAAUAAUAUUUUAAAUAUUCUCAGCAGGAAACCGAUGGAGUGUGUACUCCAGGUAGGGAAGGAGGUAUUGCCCCAAGUGAAGGUGGUCAAGUACCUCGGGGUGUUGUUCACGAGUGAGGGGACAGUGGAGCGGGAGGUUGGCCGGAGAAUCGGGGCAGUGGGGGCGGUAUUGCACUCGCUCUAUCGCACCGUUGUCACGAAAAGAGAGCUGGAAGGCAAAGCUCUCAAUCUAUCGGUCAGUUUUCGUUCCUACCCUCACCUAUGGUCAUGAAGGCUGGGUCAUGACCGAAAGAACUAGGUCACGAGUACAAGCGGCCAAAAUGGGCUUCCUCAGAAGGGUGGCGGGCUUCUCCCUUAGAGAUAGGGUGAGGAGCUCAGUCAUCCGUGAGGAGCUCGGAGUAGAGCCGCUGCUCCUUUGCGUCGAAAGGAGUCAGUUGAGGUGGUUUGGGCAUCUGGUAAGGAUGCCCCCUGGGCGCCUCCCUAGGGAGGUGUUUCAGGCACGUCCAGACCCAGGAUUAGGUGGAGAGAUUACAUCUCCACACUGGCCUGGGAACACCUCGGGGUCCCCCAGUCAGAGCUGGUUAAUGUGGAUCGGGAUAGGGAAGUUUGGCGCCCCCUGCUGGAGCAGCUGCCCCUGCGACCCGACUUCGGAUAAGCGGUUGAAGAUGGAUGGAAUAUUUUAAAUAAUUAUCAAUAAAAAUCACGUAUAUAAAAUACAUUUAAUAAUUCAGUUCCAUAUUUGCACUUUUUGAAACGCAUUUCAAAAUAUAUUUUAAUUAGAUCAAAAUAUGCCGUAUAUAUAUAUAUAUGGGUGAAAUACUCAUCCUUUCAGGCUUUCUUGUCCAAAAUCAUUUCUUGUGUGUUUCUGUUCUCAUGCAGUUAUUGAUGUAUUUAUUUGUUUACGAGGUCUUGAUGUUCUUACGACUGUAACUCAUUCAGUGAUGCAUGUUUUAAUGGUAAUAUAUUGAUCAUCUUUAAUACAGCUCAUAGUUUCCCCACAAAAUGGAUAACUAUUUAUUUUUAUAUCACAGAGUAAUACUUUUGUGAGACGCAGAGUAUGAAGUAUGCAAUAAUGCCACUGAUUAGUAACUUCCUGUUUAUGAUCGAUGGUUCAGUAAUUGAUGGAGGAACUUUGAUCAAACAGAAACCUUAAAAAGUGAGACAACGAUGUAUUUUGUAUAAAGAGUAUUAAUGCAAAUCUGUGACGUGUGGAAAAUGUUUUCUCUUUUUGUCCAAAUGAAUGCAAUAGCAAAGUGAUCUGUGUUCGCCUUUUUAUUCUGAAUAAUUAAUUCAUAUAUUAAAUAAUUCAAUAAUUAUGUUAUUUAUUCAUGUUUGCCUGUUAGUAAAACAGGAUC